AUGGCCGCUGAAAACGGUAUGGAUUUCUCAGAAUUCAUCGUUGAGAAGGGACAAGAAGCAAACGAAGACGAGAAAAGUGAAGAAACCACUGAGAUUUCUCUGUCACCAGACCUUGAAGCAGAAGAAGCUAGGAAAAAUGAGCUUCGUUUGCAAGCUAACAAGGUAGUUUUGAAAAGAAAAUGGGAAUUUUCUAGACAUGGUGUGAAAAUACUUCAGGUGACACGUCACAUGAGCAAAGUGCUUGCUCACUUGAUGUAGUUCCUAUGACUUAUUAUCUCUAUUACAGAUCAAAUGAUGACAAUUUUUUGAAUUACUGCUUUGACAAAAGUUAAAAACAUGACGCGAGCGUUCGUAUGAAACUGUUCUUAAGGUAUCUGCACAGGCAAAUUUUGCACAUUUUUGCAUCAUUUUUAGUGGUUGUUUUAUGGACAAUAUCUAUAUGUCACUACAUUGACAGUAUUCCUCAGUUCUUGAGGAACUAGAAUAUAUCAAAAUAAACUAUGUUAUGUCACCCAAAAGGUGUUAAUUUAAUUACCCCCUAGGGUGGCACGGAAAGAGAAAAAUCAAAAUUUCAGAAGAAUCCUUAGAGUUAUUUUUAAAAAAGAAAUGUAACACAAAUAAGGACGUACGAUAGAAUAAUUCUGUGUUUGACCACGACACAGCUCCAAUUAAUCCAGCCUCUAGGGCACAAUUUGCUAUUUUGUAAUUUGACCAAUAUUUUGACAUCAAUAACUCAGCUGUACAGCAAUUCUAACCUUUAGUCAAACACAGAUCUGUUCAUUAACAUGCUGUUUGUGUAUUUGCCAAAUUUCACGAAGUAAUAAUGAUCCAUUCCUCCAAAAAACUGGUUCUCGUAAGUCAAGGUAAAUCGGUCACGCGGUAAUUAACGCUUUUCCAGUGUGAAAAAGCUUAUUUUCUUCUCAAAAUCAACUGUUUUUCUUCGAUACUACCAUCACAGACCUUCUUGCCCGCCAUUUUGAAUCACCGCUGUGUAAAAUGCUCGUGGAAGCCUAAGAAAAUGCCAAAUGACCUCUCUAUAGCCCCCUUGGAUUUUGAUACGUGACCAGUUGCUAGGUGUGACGCAUUUCCGGAAGAUGCGUUACUCAGUGUCAGCUUUAAUGCAGUGAAGCGCGCCGAAGUAUGAAGAUUGAAGAACAGUUUUAUUCAAAAUUGAAAAGAAUUGCUUCUGUAAAGUGAAAGAAAUUGGCAGAGAAACAGACCAGAGGAUUAGGGGCCAAGAAAACGUUUUACUCUCCCGGCAAAAUUGUCAGAAAAUAUCAGGUGAGAAGACACACCGAUGUAAUGUAAAUUUAAAACAAUAAUAAGCCCUGGAAAACGGAGUGUAUUUCAAGAACAUAACAAAUUUUGACAAGAAGCAAGUAAUAUUAGUCAUCACAGCUUUAACAGAAGCAAGAAAAAUCAAGUUGGACACACAGCGGCUGUAGUUUGUCAAUGAAUCCAAGCAGUGAAUAGAUUUUGUUCAGCGCAUCAAUAGAACUUGAUGCUGGAAAGAGGAGUUAAAUUGCGCUCCUGCCGUCCUUUUCCUUAGUAACGGAAAUGAAAAUUUUUCUUUAACUUCCGGUAAAUCAGUCAACUUUUGAGUAGAUUUUCUCUUAAAUGCCAAGGUAUAUUAAAAAAAGAACACCAGAUAUGCAUAUUACAUCAUCUGAACUUACUGUAGAAAGAUUUUGAGGGCAAAAUAAAAUGUUGAAAAUUUGCCUGUGCAAAUACCUUAACGAUCGGAGAAUCGAAAUAAAACUUUGUACUUUUGAGCUUAUUAUGCUCAUUGAAUCCGAAUUCCGUGAUGUGUUUAUGUUUUUAGGUCAAUUAAUCGGAAUAGUAAAAAAAAAUUAUUUCCCUACUCAUUUAUGCGGUUAUUAUAUCAGUGUUAUCAGCUGAAAAUUUCAAACACCUCCAUAUGCAUGACAUUAUAUCCAUGAUAUUGUUGAGGUAUAUAUUUGAUAACAUUCCUUUUCAUGUUCUGUGGACUUUGGCUUUCUUAAACCCUUUGGCACUAGCUUUCCAUUGGUCUGUUAGAUGCCAAAGGUUACAUUUCAUGUCACUGGUUUAAAGUCAUGUGCUAGAAAUUUAAGUUUUUCCUUCCCUGAGGCCCAAAAGACAUUUGAUGAUUUCUAAAAGGAAGAGAAAAACUAAGGAAUGGGGACUUGAGCACAUCACUUUUGCAAAGAAUAACAAUACAUACAGCUGAACCUCCAUUAAGCGGCCUCCCUAAUUUUUAGCAGAAACAUCACUUUAUUUUGAAACAAACGCAUGAUAGGAGCAGCAUUACUGGACCAAAAUUGGGCCUCACCUUGUAUCUCGGACUGUAUUUCCUUCAUCAUAUUAUUGAAAUAAAGCCAAACUAAGCAUGGUGGGAAAAAAUUGCUAAAAAUUGGCCACAAAUUUGUUAGCCUGCGAACAGCAGACGUUUCUUCUCGCUCAUCGCCGCUGAGGGACAUUUCAUGAGGAGGAAUGUCUGCGACUCAGCGGCAGAAAUUCCAUACUGAUGACAUAAGUCAAUGUAUACAUAAUAAAUCUGGUAGUCAAGGGGUUCCAAAUGCAAAUUUGUUCAAUUUUACAUUUCUCCUGGUCAAUUUUGGUAAAGUGUUGAGUUCAUCUGUGAAUAAGCUCAAAUGUUUCUUGUAGAGAAGACUAUAUUCCACAAAUAUUGACUAUUUUGUUAGAGAUUCAUCGUGUUUACAUUUGACCUUUGCGGCCUUUUGUCUUCUGUUUGUCAUUCAUAAACAAUAGCUAAAACAAUGAAACUACUCCAUCAACCAAUUAGCGCUUCUGACGCUAUUCUGGACAGAUUUUACAUCAUUAGUAUGGAAUUUCUGUCGCUGAGUCACAGACGUUCCUCCUCUCGAAAUGUACUUCAGUGGCCAUGAGCAAGGAGAAACAUCUGCCGUUCACAGGCUACAAGUUUGUGGCCAGUUUUUAGCAAGUUUUCCCCACCAUGCAUGGAAUGUUACCAAUAUCUCUCAAACUAUAAAAGAUAAUCAGUUGUGACUUUCACUUUUUUAUUUGUCUUAAGUUAUUGUUUCAAAUUCUUCAUUUUUUGGAUUAGUACUGGGCAUGUCCUAAAAGCCCAUUUUGUGACGUCAUCAGUUGUGAAGUCACAAAAAUGAAAUUUGAGAAAUCAAAUCUGACAAGUUCUUCAAUUUUAUGUGCACUAUAUUUCUGCAAAGGAUCACAGUUUCUGGUUACAUGUUCAUACUUUUGAAGGAGAAACAUUUGGGAAUUUUGAUUUUUUAAUUGGCCACGAGAGGGUCUUGUGACUGGUAACCAUAGAAAUGCCUAAUCUAAAAUGUUUCUGGAAUCAAGUAUUGUUGCCUGUAUUAAUUUCAGUAACAUGCCUUUAAAGGAGACAAAGUUAUAGCCCUAAGAAUGCCAAAAAUUUUUGUGCAUAUCAUGCCCCACUGAAUGUGUUGGCCGCUCAGCUUGAAAAAAUUCCCAGCUUGAACUGAAUCAAGCACGCGAUGUCUACUUAAUAAGGGUGAUAACAAUGGAAGAACUCUCGUUGAGACAGGCAAAAGGUGGCCGCGGCUGCUAAACAGAGGUUUAGAUUCCCAUUCUUUUGCUACAGUUACUUCGAGACUUUGAUUACUGGUCACUUAAUGGAGGUUCUACUGUAUUUCAAUAAUUAAAAUUCCUAGUAACUUCUGUAAAGCUCACGGCUUGAUUAUACGUAUAAAACCUGAAAGACCAUGUGAGAAAUUUUGGUAUAUAUUUGGUAUGCAUGUACACUGUAUUGUAACUGACAACAACCAUGAAUCAGGGCUGUCAUUAAGAGCUGGGAGCCGGGGAUUCCCCCCGGCUACUAAGAAUGUGGCCCCCAGCUACUUUCAUAGGAAAAUAGAAGGAAAAUAGAACCAAAAGAAAUCCCUAGCUGUUUGAUUCUCCACCUACUUGAUAUAUUUACCCGUCUACUUGAAAUCUUAGUGGCAACCCUGAAAAAUUACUUCACUUUGAUGAAUUAGGUGUAAAGUCAACCGUUGUUAUCACAGAUGCCUGUAGGACUGGGAGUUCUAGGGCCAUUAUUAACAGGAGUUCAUAAAAAAUUGCACUUAGGGCCUGUUUAUAUGAAGGGAGCCAUCCCUUUUAGCUGGGCUCGCCUGGUUGCUUUACUGGAAUGGCUCAGCUCAUACCUUAUUUUCUCAUAAAAUUGUCCUUCUGUUUAUAUGAGAGCGAGAUCUCGGCUGGAUGAACCUCUGAUCUCAGAUCUGACGCCAACAAAAUUUCAUACUUUAAUCAUUACAUCAAUCCACCAAUCAAUCAAACUCCAAAUAAAAAAUAGCAUGCACACCUGAGAGGGAGAGAUACUUCUCUAUUGCAGGUAGUUCUCCUGGACUCAAAGGAGCAAACUUAUACAAUCAUUUACCUAUAUACCUCUGCAACGCCUUUAUACCAACACCUCCUGUAAUGCUAUUUUUACGCGUUUAUGGUUUUACGGGGCUGAUGUACUCAGCUUUGGUAAAGGUUUUUGACUGUCAGUAACAUUUCUAUUUUUCAUAACAUUUUUAAUGUCAGUACAUACACUCUUUUCCAUACUUUUUGUUGUGAUAAUUAUCAUGCAAGAGCAUCAGAGUUUUUCCUGCCAUUUUCGUUUUUCAGAUUGAGGAAGAAAUUGUUACGUUAAAACAAGCUCUCGAUCGAAAGGAGAAACAGUUAGCAGAAAUCAAACGGCUGUUGGGUAUAACUGCAUGGUCACAGUUAAAAGAUGGAUUUCACCAGCAGUAUCAAAAUCUACAAGGAACCCAGAUGUAUGUUUUUCUCAUUUUUGUUCAUGGCUGUACAUGAAACCUUAUGAUAUAAUCAUUGUAGUUAUAAAACCUCUUUGACAGUACAGUACUUCUGUGCUGUAGUCGCAGCCUUUGCAUGCUGUAGUUUUCCAACACACAAAACUUUAUUGGUGAAAGGAAACAAGUGAACGGAAGCAAGACAAGAGAACGCAAAUCUAAAUGCAAAACAAAGUGAAGUUGUACUGAAAAACAACAAUUAAACAAAUACAAGCAGGCGUGGAACCACACAAGUUUCCACCGAAAAUCAGUCAGAUUUUUACAAAAAUGAAAUAAUAUAUUUUACUAAAAAUAAAACUUUCCAAGUUGAAAUCGUGCCAAUAUCCUUUCUGAAUGACUCCGAAACCCAGGACUUUGGGGAGCUACAAAAAAUUUCCAAAGGGGGAGCAUGCCCCGGACCCCCCUAGAAGCUUGCGCCUUUGGACUCGUUUAGGAAAUCGGUCAGUAUUUAUCCUAGAUCCACGCCUGACAAGGUCAAGAUAAAAUAACUCUCAAAACUAAAUAAAAAUCAAUAGAGCAAACUGUAAAAGUAAUUGAAACAGACAAGAUACUUGUAAGAUGAUAGGAAAAUAAGACACACUAGGAUGAGCAAAGACCAAAAAUGAAAAGACUUAAACUGGACCAGUGAAGUACAACCAAGAAUUUACACGAAAAUAACAAUGGAAGUUAAAUAAUUAUACUAUAUGCCAAAAGAGCUUGACACGAAGAACAAAGAUGCGCAAACAAUAAACGACAAAUGAACCAAAAAACUGCUCUAAAGGUGGAAACAGGAAAAGAACUAAAAAUGUGGCAAACAUACAAACACUAUAGAUAAAAGUGCAAGAUUCCUUGUGCUCUCAUAUACAGUCCUUUUCUUUUAGUCAUUUUGUAAAAAAAGAAUUUGGAUUUUUUUUUUCAAGUAGCGGUACUUUAAACUCUGAUCCUUACAAUGGUGAAGGGUUACUAGAAAGCGACAGACCUAAUGGUAUACAGCAAUCUAAUUCAAUGUUGUGCUUACCAAGUUAAGAGCUUUUUCUCUUUCCUGUUACUUCACAGGUAUCAAAAAACUUCUGACACAUUUAAAGAUUUGAAUGACAAAAUUGUCCACUCACAGGCGUAAGUUCUGUAGUUCUAGUUUCAAGUUCAAGCUCUGGUGUAGGUGUAAAUGUUAUACCAGUAAAAUAGGUAUAUAUUUUGAGCAUAAAUAAGCGGUGCUUACCAUUAGACAGAAAAUUUCGGAAAUUCUGGAUGGAAGGUAAAUGGUAGGGUCACUUUUCGGAAAUUCUAACGGAAAAUUGAGGAGUACGUUUUGAGGUAGUCCUUUCAUUCCGGUUGAUACGAACCAAACAGAAUGUUGCUUACCAUUAACCAAUAUCUCGGUUCCUUCCCGGUUCCAGACUCGCGCUACACAAAUUCCCCCUUUUUUGGAUUCAAACCAUAACGGAUGUGGCAUUUCUACAGUAAACUGGCAAAUCGCUUACCAUUAUGCUUGCGACACCCCAACCAGUUUUUUCUGUCAAAUGGUAAGCACCCAAGGUUUCUAUCAGGGCUGCCUUAAUUUCAGAUAUUCUUAUGUUCAGGAGUUCUUACGAGGGUUUCUUACAUCCAGUGUUCUUACAGCCAUGGGUUUUUAUCUCCUGGGCCGGGUUGUUCAAAACAGGGUCAAGUUAACCCAGGGUUAGUGCAAAAUUUGAUUUCAGAUAGGAAAGCUUAAAAACCAAAUUCAGUUUUAUACCUUUUCCCUACAAUUUUAUGAUUAGAUGCUCUAAAAAGAAGAGAGAAAGUUAUCCAGGAAAAUGCUUUUGAACAAAAGAAAAAAAACCCAGGUUAAAAUUUAACCCUGGGUUGGCAUUAAUUGGCCUUCGAACAACUGGGCCCUGGGGUCUUACCUCUAGGGGUUCUUAUAUUCAGGGGUCUUACAGCCAGGAGGUCUUACAUCCAGGGGUCUUACAGCUAGUAGGUCUAACAUGUAGGGGUUCCUAUGUCUAGGGAUUCUUACAUGCAGGCGUUUUUUGUUUUGUUUUUUAAGACGGCUGCAUUCACAGGCUAAUCAGUAUUAAUACCAGUAAUUGUAAUAGGUGAAUUUUUGUCAACUACCCAUGUAUAAGUUUGGUGUGUCUAAUCCUUAGUGAUUUUGGUCCAUUUGCAUUUUCAGGUACAACAAACUCAGCACUGGAGCUGCUGCAACAAAGACAAUGUUAAGUGAUGCAGGAUCAAGGACAGCAACUGCUGCAAAAAAUGUUGGAUCAGCAACAGCCAAGAAACUUGGAGAAAUCAGGUAUAAAAACUGCUGAAUUGUCCUGCUGUUUGUGUUGUGCAGUGAGAAGGUUCUGGUCUUUAUUUCUGUUUUUUUUUGUCUGGUUUGUUCCAUGAAGGGGUUCAUCAAUGUUUCAAUCUUUGGAGACUAGGGUGGUUUCAGCUUCUUCAAGUAUAAAGGUGAGCAAUAGUUUUUUGCAGGUGAAAAUAACAUAAAUUGCUAUGCAAGUUCUUGUAUAUCAGGGUUGUCAAAACAAGCCAGCUGCUGGCAAAAAUCGUCAUCUACUUGGUUAUUAUCGGCCGACUACUCUGCUUGGCAUUUCUUUGCGGAUGGCUGUCUGUCCUCACUCCUUGCUGCUUGGAAUGUUUCGCAGGAAAAAUGAAACUUCCCUAGUGGUGAGGAGCGAGGAGAGGUGGCUGAAUUUGCAGGUUACAGAGGCCCUGUCAGUAAACACCAUUAGUUAGGUCAAGGAAAUUUCAUUGUGUUAACUUGGUGGUCAAAUUACUAAACAAGGUGGUGUUACAUUGCGUUUGUAAUGACAGGUAAAAUUGAGUCUUGUGUGAUCUAUCAAUAUGCUGGAAAUCACAUAAAGCGCUUUAAUGACUUUGUAUACUUCAGCAUUACUGUUUGUAAGCUUGAAUGUAGCCUGCAUCAACAUAGUCUAACCUCAGUUAGUAACGUCUGCAAUUCAGCACCAAGAUCCUAGUUCUGGGCCCCCAACGGACUGAACAAAUUACCGGAAGUGCGUUUUGAAUUUCCCGUCAACCUAAUCGGCAAAUUGAUAAUGGCUUUAUUAACCCUUGAAGUCCCAAUAGUGACCAACAUCAAUUUUCUCCUAACAAUAUUCAUACAAUGUCAAGAGAUUAGGUUAUGAGAAUUAAUUAAAUGAUCACCUUAGAGAAAAUGCUUUGAUCGUUUAUCAAAUUCUCUCAACUCAUUCUUUAAGGAAAUGUAUAGAGUUCAGUUUGGAGAAUUUGUACAUGUAUAUUGGGGCUUAAAGGGUUAACAGGCCAAUCAUGGUGCAUACUCAAUUCCUGGUACACAGGUGAGGGCCCAGAAAAGGAAUUUUGGAGCUGUUUCACAGACAGACUUAACCAGAAGUUUAGUUCCAUCUGUGGUGUCUUGAGUGGUACUGCCUCCAUCAAGUAUUUUACUUGUCAUACUAACGAGGUUAAAUUGCAAAAAAACUGGGGACAGUCUGCAAAUGUUACUAAGUCACUGGUUAAAAGAGGAUGGUUGUAUUUAUAAAGGUUGUAGAAGUAGCGGGUAAAAGUAAGUGACCAUCUUAGCUGGGUGUGGCUGUAUGGUGGGAUUAUAAUAUCCUGUGACAGAAGACUGCUUUUUCUAUGGCAACCAGACAGAGAAAAAGCACAAACAGAAGAGGAUUGUUAUUAUUUUAACCCUCUUAAGUCCCAAGUGUGGCCAACAUCUCCUAGCAAUGUCAUUGUUCUCCUUAUCAGGCGGUAACCAGUAAAAUUUACCACCUGAAGCAACAGUUCUUAUCGCCUGCAACGACCUGAAGGUUUACCAAAAUUAAAGAACUACUUUAAAGAAUACACAAGUUGUGAUCCAAUCCAAUUCUCGCAUGCCACAAGGAAAUGAAAGGAUAUAUGGAAAAGUACUAAAGUAUACACAGCUUUUCUUUUUAUGGCCCAUGCAUUUUGGAAAGAGAACUUUGAAGACAGAGUAAAAUUAUUGGUAUCAAUCAUUAAAUUGUUUUGUAAAGGGUACAAUGACCGAUUUGCAUAAAAUAGGUCUCAAAAUGAGGGAAUGACAUUUCAGAGAACUUGGCUCCUAAAUUUCCAACAAGGGUGGGGCCAUGUCCCGCACUCCACUAAGGAAAAGGCCCCCAGGAAAGUGCACCUCUGGUGCAUAUUUUUUUGCCCUAGCAGCUAUGAAUGAUCCCUUGACUGCUGAACUAAAAUUUAGGGAGAACACUGCAAUGUUAGCACAUAGUCAGCAGAAAAGGUUAUGAGAACUAAUCAAGUGAUGACCUGAGUAAAAAUGCUUUGGUCUUUAAACAAAUUCUCUCAACUAGUUCUUUAAGAAAAUGUAUGGAAAUCGCUGUGGAGAAUUUGUAUUUGGAUACUGGGGCUUAAAGGGUUACCUGUAAGAUGUGUCAUUGUCAGGUGGAGACUGUCAACUUUGCCGGAUAAAAAGGAAAUUAAUAAUAUAAAUGAUUUAGUCACCUUUCCAAGCUUGAGCCAUUUCUAGUUAAUGUGCUAUAAUGCAGUGUAGCAAAAAGGUAAAAAAAGGUGCCUAAGCAGCUUAGCCUAUGAAACAGCCUUUUCACCACUGAAUGUUGAUUUGUAUCUAUGGUUUUAACAAUUGAAUAUAAGAUUUAUGAUGUUGUAAACUCUUAAUAUGUUGCCAUUGCCUUGAUUACUAUUUUCAGUUAAGUGACCAAUUUUUUUUUUGGUGAGGUUGUCAAAGUUCUGCAUAUCUUUUGAAAGGAGUGGCUAGGAAGAACGUCAAAAGACUUCUGAUAAACGGCAUGGUUCUCCUUCCAAACUGCUUUACAUUUACUUGUGAAACAAAGAGAGAAUUUAACAUUUAAUCAAGAGUUAAUGGCAUGAGGGCCCUAAUUCACGUAGCUGUUAGUGUGGUCCCUACUAAUUCAACUUUAAAAGACUAUAAAAUCCGUACUUAUCACAGAACUUCAGAACUGCUUCAGCAAAAGGUUCAUUUCAUUCUCUUUUAAAAGCGAUAAGCAUAAUGUAACUCGAUAUAAAGUUUAUAUUCUUUUAAAACCUCAUGUUAAGAUAGUAUUAAGAGGCAAGAGAAAAUUCAUUAGUUCCCUAGGAUUUAAACUGCCAUUAAAAACCUUACUCAUCAUCUAACAGCCAAUAUUCUAAUAUUACUCUCUCACUGUAGUUUAAGAUGCUUGGAAGUUCAAACAAGGGAAAACUAACAACGCCAACUUCACCUGAUAAUGACAACGGUCUAUCCUGA
Messenger RNA from Porites evermanni, 9987 nucleotides. The record is from the annotation of a GenBank genome assembly. NCBI's taxonomy places the organism in Eukaryota, Metazoa, Cnidaria, Anthozoa, Scleractinia, Poritidae.